Leptomonas pyrrhocoris is the source of this 919-nucleotide messenger RNA. RefSeq lists its product as hypothetical. The transcript has a single exon. Lineage: Eukaryota; Euglenozoa; Kinetoplastea; Trypanosomatida; Trypanosomatidae. The record is from RefSeq and is a predicted model, not a curated record. Bases 203 to 919 code for a protein of 238 amino acids.
GUGUGUCUCUGUGUGUCUCUGUGGGUCUGUGCUUUGCGGACUUGGGCAACGCUCUCGCCACGUUCUCUACACUUCUGCGGCUUCAAUUAUCACCGGCUGUGACGACGCAAUCGCGGCACCCGAGUUUUAAAAAAGAAAGCCCCCCAAACAUCAGUGAAUUCUCUCUCCCUUUCGUCGGUCUUCGUUUUCCAUCGUAUUGACGAUGAUGAUCCCCUUCACAAAGCAACUCGCACUCGUGCUGGUAGCGCUUUUGGCGCUCGCCACCGGCACAGCUUCCGCCGGGUCCUCGUACUUUCUGUUUUCCGGUGUGUACGUGAAGCUGCUUCCGGGCCGAGAGCUGUGCUUGAACUACAAUGCCUAUCGCGACCCACAAGAGGACCCCGUGACAGUGGCGUUCCAGCACCGCUGCAUCGACGUUCGACUCGCCACUGUUCGCACGAAGUUGUACGCGCCAAGCGCGGAGCCCGGCAAGCGUGGUCGCGAAAUCCCCCUCAACGAGUUCGUCGACACCUUCGGUGACAACACGCAAAUAUUAUUCAAAGCGGAGCAGACUGGAACGUACAAAAUGUGUUUCCUGCUCCCGCUCAUGAAGCCGGCCAUGCGGUUUGAGAUGUCUUUUAGCGCCGUAAACGACGUCGUCGAGCCGCCGACACUGGAGGACGACGCGUUCGUGGUGGAUAAGCCGCCGGAGGUGCAGGACUACGCGGAUCGGCUGCAAAUGCUUAACCUCUCUCUCGAGACGACAGUGGAUGAGCUGCGCAUGUACGAAACGCGUCGCUACUUCUUUGAUCACACGACAAGGUCGGCUUUCAACCUGUGUCUGUUGAGCGUGGUGUUGAACAUCGUCAUUGCCGUCGGCGUCAGUCUUUGGUCAGAGAGGUACUUAGAGAAGUUCUACGUGAAGCAGAAGAUUGCAUAG